ACUGAUGCUGUAGGAGCUGGUCAGUGCCGCCCUUUGCCCGUGGAGUGAAGGCUGGACGGGAGACCGGUCGAGUGAGAGCUGCGGUCCGGCAGCCUGCUGCAGCACCGCGAUGUUUCGCGGGACCAGUGCCGAUCGUGGCACGGUGAGGAGACCGGCCGGCGGCGGCGGCGGCGAGCCGAACGGAUUGUGGAGCGAGCCGGAGCUGGAGACGGGAAGUCGGCAGCAUCGCGGGGAGGGGGCGAGCGGCGGGCGCCGGGACAAGGUAGACGAGGCCCGGCGCAGUACAGAGUCCGAAGUGUUUGACGAUGGUACCGUCACUUUCUUCUGGAGAGCUCACACCUUGACUGUGUUAUUUAUCCUGACUUGUGCACUAGUUUAUGUUACCUUAUUGGAAGAAACUCCUCAGGACACAGCCUAUAAUAUUAAAAGAGGAAUUAUUGCCAGUAUUCUGGUGUUCUUGUGUUUUGGAGUCACCCAAGCAAAAGAUGGACCAUUUUCCAGACCUCACCCAGCAUACUGGAGAUUCUGGUUAUGUGUCAGUGUUGUAUAUGAGCUGUUUCUCAUCUUCAUACUUUUUCAGACUGUUCAGGAUGGACGUCAAUUUAUGAAAUUCAUCGAUUCAAAACUAGGGGUACCCUUGCCUGAGAGGGACUAUGGUGGCAACUGUCUUAUUUUUGACCCUGGAAAUGAGACUGAUCCCUAUCACAACAUUUGGGACAAAUUGGAUGGAUUUGUCCCAGCUCAUUUCCUUGGCUGGUACCUUAAGACACUAAUGAUUCGAGACUGGUGGAUGUGUAUGAUAAUCAGUGUGAUGUUUGAGUUUCUGGAGUACAGCCUAGAGCAUCAGUUACCUAACUUCAGUGAAUGCUGGUGGGAUCAUUGGAUUAUGGAUGUGUUUCUAUGCAAUGGAUUUGGAAUCUAUUGUGCAAUGAAGACAUUGGAGUGGCUUUCAAUGAAGCCUUACCACUGGCAAGGACUCUGGAAUAUUCAUAGCUACAAAGGGAAAAUCAAGCGCAUUGCUUUCCAAUUUACACCAUACAGCUGGGUGAAGUUCGAAUGGAAACCAGCCUCAAAUCUUCGCAGGUGGCUGGCAGUUUGUGGAAUUAUUUUCAUGUUCCUGCUUGCAGAGUUAAAUACAUUUUACUUGAAAUUUGUCCUCUGGAUGCCUCCUGAACAUUAUCUCGUCUUGCUACGUCUAGUUUUCUUUGUUCACGUAGGAGGUGUAGCAAUGCGUGAGAUUUAUGACUUCAUGGAUGACCUGCAUUUCCAUAAAAAACUUGGUCAGCAAGCUUGGUUGGUAGCUGCAAUCACAGUGACAGAAUUCUUAAUUGUGCUGAAGUACGACCCAUAUACGCUCACACUUCCGAUUCCUUUUUAUGUUACCCAAUGCUGGAUCCUUGGCUUUAUACUGGUCCUGUCUUGGACAAUAUGGCGUUUCUUUAUACGAAUCGGGAAGGCAGCAAGCCAGAAUCGAUUUGAAGAAAAAAAUCGGCACGUACACCAUGCACACACAACUGCCCACACAAGACUUCACAGUCAUGGUAGUCUUUCUCAGGAAGUUCCGCUUUUGGUGGAUGAAGUGGAGACGCUCAAUGAACCAGUCCUCCAAUUUAUGACAAGUUUCACUGUUGUAGAGGAGGCCGCAUCGGGAACACCGGACACAUUAGAUGAUCCCAGCAGAUUUGCAGGAAUAUCACUCUACGAUGGAAGGAAACCAGACUGCAAAAACGGGACAAGGCAAGUGAAAAGGACAAGAUUGGCAAUGGCAAUGCAAAUCCUUUUAUGAAAAGCAAGCAUAAUGGCGGUGAUACAAGGCAAAGGAAAUAAGGAAAUGCUGAAUGUCAUGAAGCAGGAACACUGACAACUAUGCACCAUAACAGGAUUGCAAGAGCUGCUUUCUCCAAUGGUUAACAGCAAUGACACUUCAGUUGUUGACUGAUAUGUAUAUUUUGUUACAUUCACUGGGUGUUUAGUGCUGCAGAGUCAAUAUAUUAAGCUAACUAUAUUAUCAUAAUUUCAUGAAACUAAAUCUUGCCAAUGUACAAUAUUUUGGAUCAAUGUUUCUUACACUACUUGCCAACUUACAGUUGUACAAACUGGUUCUAAACACCCAUAGGUUAAUUUAAUCUCAAAAUGCAUGUGAAUGUGGAUUAUAAACUAAUUACUAACUUGGUCAUGUCUUGCCAAGAAUUUAAUUUAUUCCAUUAAUGGAAUUUUGAAGUGGCCAGCACUGUUGGAUCUAGGAACAAUUCAGGCUUCCAAGCCUAAUACUUACCAAAAAGUGCAGAAAGAAUUCAACCUAGAAUACCCUAGCAACUUAAUUUUAUACUGGAUGUUGCUGGUUAUAUCAAUGCACUGAAAAGCAAAAUGUUUUUAUCUUUAUUUCAGGCUGUUAAAUUUGUCAACCUUAGAUCCAUAAGUAUCCAAUUAUGCAGUUGGAUACCUGGCUGCAUCUAACACUGCUGGCCAGUGUUUUGUAAGAAAACUUCUUCCUUGUAAUGCAUUGAAUAUUUUGGCACCUUUGUAAACAAAAAAAAACAGUUUUGCUUUCAUGAAAUUACGGUAUUCAAACCCUUCAGCAAUAGUAAUAUUGGUUUUGAAUUCUUAAAGCCAUAGUUGUAUAUGUCAUAUAUACUGUCAUUUCAUCCAGAAAUUGAAAUCACUGAUGUUUUUAUAUUUGGAGUUAACUUAUAAAAUAGUACUUGAUUUUUUUUUCUAGUAUGCUUCAUUAUGCCAUUUUUAAGAAGCUGGUGAAUUUUUUUUCUCUGAACACUGGGUACAUGAUGGAGUGAGAAUUUAGUCUGUUAAACAAAGCAAAAAAUCUACUGUGCUAACUUUAUCUGAAACAGUUUUUGUUUGAAGCAUUAAGGAUGUGUCCAAUCUCUAGAUUGUGAAAAUUAUAUUUGGUUUUAUAAGCUAAGAGGCCUUGAGAAGAAUAUAAUGUAAUGAAGUCUUGGACAUGCUCACUUUAGAGUAGUGCUCUGUCUAUAAUACAGGGUGCAUACUAAUGGUGUUAGAUUUUAAAACAUGGUGGGUCCAGUCAGUUAUUAGUUAAGUGAAGUGUAGGUGCCUAGAUUUUGUAACUAACAAAAUAAUCAGAAUCUGAGCAAUAAGAAUAUAUUUUCUUUUUAAAAGAAUACAAUCCUGUGUAUAUAGACAGCAGUUUCCUGGACAAGUCACUACAUAAUGUGAGGGUAUUGGUUUGCUAGCUUUAACACCUCUUAUUCAGAGGAAUCAUUAUUGGUAUAACUUCUGUUUUCCUCUACCACCUAUAAUACCUAUAAUGAAGUAGAAAAAUAAAACCAAAAUGAUGUGUAUCUCUUAAGACUGUGCUCUCAUUCUUCACUCAUUUAUAAAAUAACCCCAUGGCCAAGGAGGUGUUAAAGUAUCUUGUUAUGACCCAUGGCUGAAAAGUAUCAUUAUUCCUGAGAAAAUCUGUAUCACCGAGCACAUCCCUUAGCUGGUAUCCCUGCCUCCAUAAAAGGCAAACCACUUUUCAGGAGAUCAUUGUUAUGUUCCCUUCCUCCCCACAGCAAGUUUGACGCCAUUUCAUAACAAUACACUGUAACGUUACUCUUUCCUGUGAUAACAAUCUUAUUUUGAUGUGACUAUUUCUUUGAAGUUAACCUCACUCAUCUUUAAAGUUAGUCAAUUAAUGAACAGAUUACUUUGCUCUAAUUUAAGCUUGUCCAUGAGGCUAUUAUGCUUUUAUGGUUUCAGAAGGUUUUUCUAGUAGAACCUGAAUGUAAUUAACGUCAAUUCCAAUUCUCAGGAAAUCCACUUUUUUUCUAAGCUUUUGUAACUCUCUUUUCAUAUCUGUUGAAUUGUCAGUGUUUGCACUUACUACUUCAGUGGACUUGAUUUGUGUUUACAUUUUUUGAGCACUGAAUAUUUCUUUCUGGAAAAUAUAUAGUAUUAAAAUUAUUAACAAUG
Messenger RNA from Hypanus sabinus (Atlantic stingray), 3933 nucleotides. It is a transcript of the gene ptdss2, whose product is annotated as phosphatidylserine synthase 2. The transcript is spliced from 14 exons. The record is from RefSeq and is a predicted model, not a curated record. Gene Ontology annotation, biological process: phosphatidylserine biosynthetic process. NCBI's taxonomy places the organism in Eukaryota, Metazoa, Chordata, Chondrichthyes, Myliobatiformes, Dasyatidae. Gene Ontology annotation, molecular function: L-serine-phosphatidylethanolamine phosphatidyltransferase activity. Bases 110 to 1786 code for a protein of 558 amino acids.